This is a messenger RNA of Sparassis crispa, 447 nucleotides long. RefSeq lists its product as hypothetical. Bases 1 to 447 code for a protein of 148 amino acids. The transcript is spliced from 2 exons. The record is from RefSeq and is a predicted model, not a curated record. Lineage: Eukaryota; Fungi; Basidiomycota; Agaricomycetes; Polyporales; Sparassidaceae.
AUGCACACACUGCCAGGCCUUGUGCUGAAUGAAUUUGACUCUCUGGGCAUCUUCAUUGUCGACAAAGGUCAUAUGAUGAGGACAGGGUGCAACAUCUAUGCUGCAGUCCAGCUUCUCUCCCGGCUUGCACACUUGAAGCUGGACCUGAUCUACGUUGGGCAUGCCAUCGGUAUUGCAGGGUGUCUAGGUGUGCACGUGGAUGAAUUCGAGAAGGAGCUCAUUCACAACCUUGACCGCGCACGAUGCUUAGAGGCCGCUGAAUUGGGUCCACAUGAGGUCGUAGCUUCUGAUUUGGAUGUAGCCACUGCAUGCACUCAUGAGGCACACAUUGAAGGCAUCAAGUGCAUCAAAGAAAUGUACGAUGACUGUAUUAUUCGCCACAUGCACGCCUCCAAGAAUGAGCAUGGAGAGUCCCUCCUUGGGCUGGCGGGUGACAGCGUAUGUUGA